GUGUUCCUGUUAGAACAAGAGUUGGUUCUCUUCCGGAGUGAAGGUCAUUCUCCCGCGGAAACAUGGCGGCGCCCGACGAGCUGUUCUGCUGGGAAGGAGCCUGGGGUCUCCCAUCCGUCAGCAGCGACUGCCUCACCGUGCUGGCCUACGCUCAGUUUGCAGGAGCUCCUCUGAAGCUCAGAAAGAUCUCCAACCCCUGGAGGAGUCCCAGCGGAUCACUUCCUGCUCUGAGGACCAAUCAGAAUGAGACGCUGUCCAGACCCUCUGACAUCAUCAUACACCUCAGGAAACAGAAGUUCAACGCAGACUUCGACCUGUCGGCUAAAGAGGGCGCCGACAGCCUGGCCUUCAUCUCCCUGCUGGAGGAGAGGCUCAGACCGGCUCUGAUCUAUAACUCCUGGGUGGACUCGAAGAACUACGUGGAGGUGACGCGGCGCUGGUACGCAGAGCACCUCCCCUUCCCCCUCAACUUCCUGCUGCCCGGCAGGAUGCAGCGGCAGCAGCUGGAGACCCUCAGGCUGCUGAGAGGAGACCCGCACCUGGAGGGGGGGGAGGAGCUGGAGAAGGAGGUGAGGACACAGGGGGAGGGGGGAGGAGCUGGAGAAGGAGCUGUACAGAGAGGCUGCAGAGUGCAUGGACCUGCUCUCUCAGAGGCUCGGAGCCCACAAGUUCUUCUUUGGAGACUCGCCUUCCUCUCUGGACGCCUAUGUGUUUGCCUACCUGGCUCCGGUCCUGAAGGCCAAGCUGCCCAACGGGAAGCUGCAGCAGCACCUGAAGUCUCUGGACAACCUGAGCAGCUUCUGCAGCAACAUCCUGCUGCUGUACUUCCCCCAGGACACCAGAGAGAGUGGGGGUCAGAAGUCAUCCUCCCCGCCGCAGCCCGAGGGCGGAGACUUCGAUCACGUGCCCAACAAGCGCAGGAAGCAGCUGAUGUCGGCGCUGGUGGCUCUGGGCGCCAUGCUGAGCUACGCCCUGCUGACCGGCAUCCUGUCCAUCCAGCAGCUGCAACAGGAGGCGCUGGAGGCCCCUCCCGACCUGCAGACCCUUGGGUCCCGGGACGAGGAUGAGGAGGGGGACGGCUGAGCAGCACUGAGGCAUCAUGGGACUUUAUGGACGGAGGUUAAGCUGUUAGAGUAGCUGUAUAUCACCCGAGGAGUUUCACCGCUACAGCGCACAGGAAGUGGUUCAUGUACAGGAAGUAAUUAAAGAUCAUUCUGUGGAGUUUCUUCAUGUGCUGGAUUUUGUUGAACUUAGUUUUAUUUCAGACAUGGAUCGGCCUUUUGCUAAAAAAUAAAUGCAUUUUAAUUUCG
Messenger RNA from Eleginops maclovinus (Patagonian blennie), 1310 nucleotides. RefSeq names its product metaxin-1-like. The coding region runs from base 63 to 1067 and encodes 334 amino acids. NCBI's taxonomy places the organism in Eukaryota, Metazoa, Chordata, Actinopteri, Perciformes, Eleginopidae. Gene Ontology annotation, biological process: mitochondrion organization. Gene Ontology annotation, cellular component: cytoplasm; SAM complex. The record is from RefSeq and is a predicted model, not a curated record. The transcript has 8 exons.